AUGGCUUCAGAGGCAGAUUUCGCCGAGUUUUCAGCUAUGUUUGACAGAAUGUUCGAAGGACGCCAAGGCCUCUCUCGCUUCCUACCGCUGAUUUUAGCUUUAGCCGGAGAAGCCGAUGAGGACGAAGAAACCACCGGGAUGACGACGAGACACAGAGAGAUCGUGAUCGAUCCGGUGAAUCGGAGAGUGUUGAUGAUCGGAUCGGCUUUGGGGCUCGAGGAUCUCUUAAACGACGUCUCAGGGAAACAAGGGAGAUCGCCGGCGUCGAAAUCAUCGGUGGAGAGUAUGCCACGUGUCGUGAUCGGAGAAGGCCAGGAGAAAGAGGGAUCUUGCCCGAUAUGCCUAGAGGAGUGGUCGGGAGGUGAUGUGGCGGCGGAGAUGCCGUGUAAGCACAGGUUUCACUCCAAGUGCGUGGAGGAGUGGCUGGGGAUUCACGCCACGUGUCCUCUUUGUAGGUACGAGAUGCCUGUUGACGAAGAGGAGAAAGAGAAGAAAAUCGGCGUUUGGAUUGGAUUCUCUGUUAGUGGCGGCGAGAGAAGAAGCGGAGAAGACGGAGGAAGAAGAAGACAGAGUAACGGUGGCUCAGACACUCAGGAUGAAACAGAGGCUUAG
Molecule: messenger RNA, 612 nt
Organism: Microthlaspi erraticum
Lineage: Eukaryota; Viridiplantae; Streptophyta; Magnoliopsida; Brassicales; Brassicaceae
Source: the annotation of a GenBank genome assembly